Cuculus canorus (common cuckoo) is the source of this 4746-nucleotide messenger RNA. It is a transcript of the gene HPS3, whose product is annotated as HPS3 biogenesis of lysosomal organelles complex 2 subunit 1. Gene Ontology annotation, cellular component: cytoplasm. NCBI's taxonomy places the organism in Eukaryota, Metazoa, Chordata, Aves, Cuculiformes, Cuculidae. Bases 54 to 3080 code for a protein of 1008 amino acids. The transcript is spliced from 17 exons. The record is from RefSeq and is a predicted model, not a curated record. Gene Ontology annotation, biological process: organelle organization.
GGGAAGCGGAACAUUUCCCUUCCGUUCGUUCCCCGAAGCGGAGCGGUUCGGGGAUGGUGCAGCUGUACAACCUGCACCCGUUCGGGUGGCAGCGCGUGGUGCCGUGCCGCCGCGAGCCCUCGCGCUUCUGCUGCGCCCGCGGGGACCUGCUGGUGGCCAGCGCGGCCGGGGGGUGCGGCCUGGAUGCCUUCGCCCUGCGCGGGGCCGGCCCCGAACCCCUCGGCUCCUUCGCCACGCUGGGACCCGUGCGGUGCAUGGAACACAGCGCCAAGGGAGACUAUCUGGUGACCAUUGAAGAAAAAGGCAAAGCCACUUUCCUGAGGGCGUACGUCAACUGGAGAUGCAUGUCUGCGGGGAGCGCUCGUGUCUGUGUGCGGAUGGUUGGUCACAAGGUGGAAGAGUCGUACAGCGAAGCCUUAAAAGAACAGAUGUCCAUUGUGGAAAUGCCGCUUUCGGAUCCUCCACUGUGCAUUUCCUGUUGUCCUGUAACCGGAGAUCUCCUUGUGGGCUGCAAGAAUAAACUGGUCCUGUUCUGUUUGAAAUACCGGGUCGUAAACCGGAAUUUGACUGUGUUAGACUUUGAACGCUCCUUAAUUUUACACAUUGAUAACUUCAUUCCUGCUGAAGUGGCGUUUUGUGCCGGACAUAUCGCCAUAACAACGGAGCUGGAUGUUCUGAUCCUGAAACUGGAAGUGGUCCAGCAAAGCGCAGAUGGAACAGAGCGCAGUGGACAUCAAAUCAGUACACUGGAAAGCCCUGGGGGCGGAGGUGUGGAAGUUGAAAGCUCUUCGACACAUAAUUUGCAGCCUGAAUUAGAUGAGUUCAUCAUAUGUCAGAAGCCUGUGGAGCUGCUUGGGGAAGAAAGUAAGUUCUGUGACAUCCCCGUCACCCUGGAAUCCACGGAGUUACCUACAGAAGACACAAAGCACUUCCAAGUCCGGUAUCUGCUUUUCAGGCGUUUUACACCUGACCAGUCGCCUUUUGUGUUUUGUGAAGAGACAAAGUUGCACUCCCUUCAACUGCUCCCUGUGUAUCAGACAGGAAAUUCUGUGAAGGCUGACGAGGAAACUGAGAACAAGAGAGAGCUACUGAGUCUCUUCUGCUUUUUCUCUUUGCCUCACGCUGGGUAUCUCUACUCUAUUGGGAAGUCAGUAGAACUGAUUUCUACUUACCAAUAUUCAGAGAAGUCGGAACAGGCAGUUCUCACUCCACAGUUCCUGCAUGUCAUCACAAGUGAGAGCCUGCAGUGUUUCACAGUGCGGUGCAGCGCAGCAGCAGCUCGUGAUGAGGAUCCGUACAUUGAUACCACCGUCAAGGCUUGUCCACCAGUGUCACUGGAUGUCUGCACAUUAAGGAUGCAGCUUUUCAUAGGACCGAGAGCUCUCUGUCAUUUCAAAAACAAUAUCAUUCUUUUGACUAAGGCAGACACGGAAGAUAUUACUGAAAGAAGAAAACCUACAAGAAGGAUGCUUUCCAGAAAGGCAGACAGCAUCAAAUCCAGAACAGAUUCUGAGUCAGAGCCUGGUUGGAAUCUGUAUAUUAUAAACACGGUUUCAACCAUUCAGCUCUACAGAGAAAUGGUGGAUUAUAGCAGAACUUACAAGAACGUGAGAACGGAGAGUUGCAUCCAUCUUCUCAGUGAGGCGCACUUGCUGGUCAGAGCAGCUCUGAUGGACCCCAGCGUCCUCACCUCAGAGGAGAAAGAAGAACUGCAAACAGCUUUCAGAGAGAGUUGUGCCUUCUUAGGAGACUGCUACAGCAGGUUUGACACAAAGGAUUACCACCUGGCUUUGCCGUACUACAGAAUGUCAGGUUUAUCCAUGACUGAAGUUUUAAAGAGACUCGUUUCAGAAGGGGCUGAAAUACAGACAUAUGAGAGAGGAUUUAUAUUUUACUUAACUCAUAGUCUUAAUGAAGACUUAAGUGAAGAAUUAAGUAAGGAACUGGCGAAUCAGGUUCUCCAAAUAUUCUACCUUGCUGACCCUGUGCAGCUGCCUCAUAUCCUCUGCAGCCCCUGCAUGAGAAACGUGUGUCCUUCGACAGCUGUGAAGUAUCUUCAGAAAGUCGAAAAGACGCUGCCCUCAGUGGUACUGACGCUCACUAAGGCCUUUAUGGCUCUGAAAAUGGGAGACCUCGUGAUGUAUGAACAUGAGAUGGACUCCUAUAAGGAGACAAUACUGGCUUGUGGCUUCAUUGGGCAACCAAAACUCUUGAUUCAGCGUAAAGACGGAGUUGUUCUUCCAACUGAAUUUGCUGUUCAUCUGAAGGAGAUGCAGCCUGGUUUACUGGUGGCUGCCAUUGUGGCUUUACAUGAGAAUAGUAAAAUUGAACUGGAAGAAGCAGAUCUCUUUUUCAAGAUGUUGUGUAGCGACAGUGAAAACGCCACUCCUCAGCUCUUGGUGGAUUUCUGGGAAGCUCUUCUUGUAGUGUGCUCUCAGGAAGAAAUACUUGAGGAGCUUUUGUUGAGGGUUGCUUCUCAGUAUGUUUGGAGGAUAUCGAAGAAGCAGCUUCCUGAGACAAAGCCAUUGAAAACAACUGAGGAUCUGAUAAACUCCUGUAAUCAUUUUGGGUUGAUUUUCCCAUGGGUGUCAUCCAUAAUGUCAGUGGGAUCUCCAUCUGAUGAAGGUUACCAUGAAGAUAUCUCAAAACUGCAGUCUCUUUUGUGCGGUCAGUCAGUCAAUAUCGCUUCAGCUCUGCCUGUCUUGGAGCCUCUGGCAGAGGUUGGCGCUGUCGGCCUCACCGUCCGUGUUCUCUGCAAUACCCGUCAGGGCAAAUAUGAGGAGGCCCUUGACCAGCUCCUCAAGAGGUGUCCUGAUGCGGCUGUGUCGUACGCUCAGCAUGAGCUGAAAGGUGACAGUCGGGCUGUGUGGUGGAACAAGCUGCUUCCUGAACUUUGCAAGAGAAUCCGCCUUACUGGAAAUGGCUGCCCUGUUCUUAUUUCAUCACUGAAAGAAACUUUAUCUGUUGUUGCAAUGGAGCUGGAACUCAGGGAUUUCCUCAGUCUUCUGCCAGAGGAUGGAACUGCAGCAUUUUUCCUGCCGUAUCUUCUUCACUGUAGUCAGAGGAAGCUGUUGACCUAAACCACUGAAAGUCUGCUCUGCAUUUGGAUACAAAUAAUGUGCUGGAAUAAAAAAGUAAAAGAAACAAACGGUAGAACUCCGUAUAAGGAAGGUACUGUGGGACUCCCCUCAGAUAAAUUACCUUAUUUCUCAGUUGAAACCUUACGACAACCUCGGCCAGCAGGUUGAGGGAGGUGGUUCUGCCCCUCUAUUCCUCUCUUGUGAGACCUCAGCUGGAGUAUUGCGUCCAGUUCUGGAAUCCUCAACAUAAGGAGGUAGAGCUAUUGGAACAGGUCCAGAGGAGGCUACAAGGAUGAUCCUAUGGCUGGAACACCUUCCAUACAAGAACAGGCUGAAAGAGUUGGGGUUGUUCAGCCUGGAGAAGAGAAGGCUCAGAGGAGACCUUAUAGCAACCUUUCAAUACCUGAAGGGGCUACAGGAAAGCUGGAGAGGGGCUGUCCACAAAGGCUUGUGGGGAUAGGACGAACGGCAACAGGGAUAAACUGGAGAGGGGCAGAUUUGGACUAGAUGUAAGGAGGAAUUUCUUCACGAUGAGGGUGUUGAGGCACUGAAACAGGUUUCCUAAGGAAUUGGUGGCUGCCCCAUCCCUGGAGGGGUUCCAGGCCAGGUUGGAUGGGGCUUGGAGCAGCCUGAGCCAGUGGGAGGUGUCCCUGCCCAUGGCAGGGGGGGGACGGGGACUGGAUGGGCCUUGAGGUUCUGAAGCUAAUCCUGUCGCACUCUGACAAAGGUCAGCAAGCCAGAACUGCUGCCAGCUAUAAUGGAAUAGCAGUGGGAAACAUUGCUAUUCUGCUGUUCUGACGGAUCCCUCAUCUCUUCGACGGGGGUGAACUUAAGGCUAAAGCAGCUGGAAACUACACUUGGACAUACAAUGUUCACUGAAAGUAAAGCAGGGAGUCAGUCUUCAUUCUGUGUUCGUUGGCUGGGUCGCUGUCCUAGGGAGGGGUUUAAGCUCAGGCAGUUGUUGACCUGUGUGAGUAAAAGCAAGUGCCUUGCUCUGCCAAGUGGAACUGGGCCCCACUUCCUUCAUUUUGCAACGCCUUGGAUUCCAGCUGGCAAACCCAGUCAGCUGCUCUGUCGUCUCCAUUGCGUAACCAUGCAUGUGUUACGCUGAAGAUCUUUCCCUUUAGCAAUUCACAAAAAAGGCCAUAAAUCAAAGACAAAUGGGAGUGUUCCCCAAGGCGAGUGGAACCCUUGCUGGGUUUUGUUCUCUCUCUUCUCCUGUUGUAUUCAGCCAGUAGACGAGCAUUGGAAAUAUCCCUAGGUCACAAAUCCAGCUGGAAACUUAAUUUCUUCUAGGUUUUCUGGUAAGCAUCUCAGGUAGUUCUGUAUUUGUGCACUGCUGUUUGUCUUUCUGUUGGGCAGAAAACCUGGUCCUGUUCCUUCAGCUGGAAUUGAGGCUUAAUAAACUGUCACAAUGUUUAUGAUCUUCUUAUGAAGAAAUGAGUUUUUUAUUUUUGCAAGCUGACCACAAAGAAAACAAUGACUCUGCAAUCCCAUAACCAUCUAAGAGCCUCAGCAGCUGACACUGCCUCUCGGAAAUCCAUAUUCACUGGAGGUUUCAUGUGCCUUAAACCUGUAGAAAGCAGGCAGAAGGGAUCAUCUACAUGGCAAGUAAAAUAUAUUAGAGAAAGGAAAAAAAUAGUGUAACUUGUUUGUGUAGUGUUCC